Messenger RNA from Nothobranchius furzeri (turquoise killifish), 2424 nucleotides. RefSeq names its product zinc finger, CCHC domain containing 8 (gene zcchc8). The record is from RefSeq and is a predicted model, not a curated record. Gene Ontology annotation, cellular component: catalytic step 2 spliceosome. Lineage: Eukaryota; Metazoa; Chordata; Actinopteri; Cyprinodontiformes; Nothobranchiidae. Gene Ontology annotation, molecular function: RNA binding; zinc ion binding.
CUUAUGACAACUAAAGAAGAAAAACUAGGAAAAAUGUCCGACGUUGAUUUCGGUGAUCGUGAGCUCUUUCAGCAGCUUGAGGACUCGGAGCCGUUUGUCCCGAGGCACAUUCGUUUCACAAAUGACGAUGACGACCAGGAUGAGUCGAACCAACUUCAGAUUAAGCUCGAAGAGUGUGAAGCCAGCAUUCAGAGACUGUCUGAGGAGAAUAAAGUCUUGCAACGAAAACUGAAUAUUUUGACACGACCUAGUGGAAUCACCAUUGAUGAUGUCAACAUGGAUGGACCCCUGCUCCAGGUUCUUUAUACAAAUAGUAGCAUAUCAAAGCAGUGUCGUCAAGAAAUUGAAGACUGCAUCUGCAGUGUGUUCUUGAAGCACCAGAAACCAAAAAGUGAAAAAUCGAAAACUUUGUUUCACAUUAAGCCACAGAACUCAGCUUUUGCUUUGGAUGAAGAUCCCCAGAAGUUGUCCACCAGUAGUGUGAAAACAACAACAGAAGCAUUUAAAGUGGUUGGAAGUGUUUUAUAUUUUGCUACCUUUGGUGUUGACAAACUUGGACAGCCUCUGGUGAAUGAAAACCCUCAGUUGACAGAUGGAUGGGACGUUCCAAUCUAUCAACAAGUUUUCAACCAAGUCAUUGGAGCGGAUGGACAUGAAGUAGAAAUGAAAGACAAAAGACCCAAGAAUAUGUGUUUUAACUGCGGUGAGAGCAGCCAUCAGCUUAGAGACUGUCCCAAGCCUAAAGACAUGGCUGCUAUUAAUGAGCGAAGAAAGGAGUUUAAUCAGAACAACAACGCAGCCAUUCAGAGUAACCAGCGUUACCAUGCAGAUGAAGUGGUGGAGCGCUUUGCUAAAUUCAAGCCCGGAAUCAUUAGUGAUGAGCUGUUGACCGCCCUGGGAGUUGAAGGCAACACUCUCUCUCCUCUGAUUUAUCGGAUGAGGCAGCUGGGUUACCCACCAGGUUGGCUGAAAGAAGCAGAGAUGGAAAAUUCUGGCUUAUCACUGUAUGAUGGAAAAGAUGGCAGUGAAACUCCUGGCAGCCUGUCACAAAACAUCUCUUACGAUGUUUCCAAACUGGUGGAUUUCCCAGGCUUCAAUGUGCCAGCACCUCACAAAAUGAAAGAUGAGUUCAUGCAUUAUGGUUCGAUUCCGAUGCAGAACAGCCACAUGAAGCAGAACUAUGCAGCGUACCUAUCUGACAACUUCCCCCAGCCUGGUGCCACCUCCUCCAACAAGAGACAACACGAGUCUGACUCCUCUUUGCAGCUGAGGAAAAGGAAUAAGUUAAGUCCUGAUCGGUGCUCAGACAGAAGCUCAGAUAUGGAUGUUGAAUCAGAUCCGGGGAUGCCUUAUGCUCACGGCCCUGCAGACUUCCAGUUCCAGCCUCCCCUCCCUCCCAGCUCUGGCUCUGGCUCUCCUUGUUUCAGUUCACCCCCUCCUUUACCACAGGGCACACCCCCUUCUACUCCCACUCCUCCACCUCUUCCAAAAGGAACACCUCCACCUACACCCAACAACGGCUCUCCAGCUCUGCCAGGGCGUUACAGUAACUGGACAGUAGUUGAUGAGGCUGUGGGAGAAGAUGAUCUGACUCUGGAGGAACUGGAAGAGCAGCAGAGGCAGAUCUGGGCAGCUCUGGAAAAUGCAGACACAACCACUAAUAGUGAUAGUGGGACUCCUGCUUUAGGAACACCUGCACCCAGUUCACCAAGUGUUUCUACGCCAGCGCGCAUGGAUACAGAGAUGGAAGAGUUUGAAGAGCCAGUGGACACAGUGAGACCUGUUGAACCUUGCAACAGCAAUGAGAAUCAGCAGGAACCAGACGUACCAGAGAUUUGCGCUCAAAGCCCCAGACAGAUUAAAGUUGAGGAAGAGACUCCUCAAAGCCCCGAGCCCAUCAGGUCCCAGGAUGAUAGUCCUCAAAGCCCCGAGCCAGAGGUCUGUAAUUUGGGGUCUGGAAAUUUAGCUUCUCCUGCACAAAUGGAGAAGAUCGCAUCUGUUCCUCAUCGAAGCAAGUUUGCAGCUGGUAUCGUUCCAUUUGAAGAUACACCUGAGUUCACAGAAGUAGCAGAGGCCACAGGAACGUACUUGCGUAUCAGAGACUUGCUUAAAUUUUCCCCUCGAAAUUUGACAAAGAAAAAAUAAGGCAUUCAUCACCUCAAUUCAGUUUUAAAAGUAAAUGAUUUCUAGGUUUAUUUUUACCGAGCAUUUUUUUUUUCUUCUAGAAAGUCGAUUUGGAAGAAUACAAACCUGGAGAAUUUGAAUGCAAUUUUUUUAUGAGGUUUGGUUUUGCUGCAGAAAUGCUACAUCGUGUUUAUUUUAUUGUAAAACUUGUAUAGUUGUCAUUUUAUACGGCAGUCGUGGCUUUUUGUCACACUUCAAAUGUUUGUAAAACUUAAAAUAAACAUGCCUCUGAACUUUUCA